UCGUCUGAGCAAGUCUUUCGGGUAACGUCAUUCGCCGUAUGCAGGCGCUGUUUUCAUUCUCGCGGCAUCGGCCACGUCCUAACUUCAUGGCAGGCGCAUCGUGUUUAGGGCCUUGUUAAUGCAGUUUGAUGCAAUCGCAGCGAUAGUUCGGUACUCGCAAUAGUGGACACGGUGAAUAAUCAACGGUAACAACAUGCCUCUGAGAUUAGACAUCAAGCGGAAGCUGACUGCCAGGUCAGACAGGGUGAAGAGCGUGGAUCUUCACCCGACCGAGCCAUGGAUGCUCUGCUCGCUGUACCAGGGCAACGUCAACAUCUGGAACCACGAGACGCAGACCCUGGUGAAGACAUUCGAGGUAUGCGACCUGCCGGUGCGAACGGCGAAGUUCGUGCCGCGCAAGAACUGGCUCAUCACCGGUUCCGACGAUAUGCAGAUCCGGGUGUUCAAUUACAACACCUUGGAGCGCGUCCAUUCGUUCGAGGCGCACAGCGAUUAUGUCAGAUGUAUAGCCGUGCAUCCGACGCAGCCGUUCAUACUUACGAGCAGCGACGAUAUGUGGAUAAAAUUGUGGAAUUGGGAGAAAUCCUGGAUCUGCCAGCAAGUGUUCGAGGGUCACACGCACUACGUCAUGCAGGUUGUAUUUAAUCCAAAGGACAAUAACACCUUCGCCAGCGCGUCUCUCGACAGAACCGUCAAGGUGUGGCAGCUCGGUUCGCCUACAGCCAAUUUCACCUUGGAGGGUCACGAAAAGGGUGUCAAUUGCGUGGAUUAUUACCACGGUGGCGACAAACCGUACCUAAUAUCCGGAGCCGACGACAGAUACGUCAAGAUAUGGGAUUAUCAAAACAAGACCUGCGUACAGACUCUGGAGGGUCACACGCAGAAUAUCUCCGCCGUGUGUUUCCAUCCGGAAUUGCCGAUCGUUCUCACAGCCUCGGAGGACGGUACCGUCAGAAUAUGGCACGCGGGAACGUACAGACUAGAGUCCUCUCUCAACUACGGCUUCGAGAGAGUGUGGACCAUAGCGUGCAUGCGAGGUUCGAAUAAUGUCGCCAUCGGAUACGACGAGGGUAGCGUCAUGGUGAAGGUCGGCCGAGAAGAACCGGCCGUCUCGAUGGAUUCGCUGGGCGGGAAGAUCGUGUGGGCGCGUCACAGUGAAAUCCAGCAGGUGAACUUGAAGGCGUUGGGUGAGGAAGCACAGGACGGUGAGCGAUUGCCGUUGGCUGUCAAAGACAUGGGCGCUUGCGAGAUAUAUCCACAGACUAUACAGCAUAAUCCGAAUGGGCGGUUCCUGGUUGUUUGCGGCGACGGGGAAUACAUCAUAUACACGUCAAUGGCGUUGAGAAACAAGGCGUUCGGGCAGGCGUCGGAAUUCGUGUGGGCAGCAGAUUCGAGCCAGUACGCUGUGAGGGAGAGUAACACAACGGUGAAGGUCUUCAAAAACUUCAAGGAGAAGAAGAGCUUCAAGCCGGAUUUCGGAGCUGAUGGUAUUUUUGGCGGAUUUUUACUCGGCGUAUCCUCGGGAUCUGGCCUUUCGUUCUUCGAUUGGGAUACGUUAAAGUUGAUCCGUCGCAUCGACAUACAACCCACGCACGUAUAUUGGGCCGAGAACGCCUCGUUAGUGGCACUAGCUACGUCAGACCAAUAUUUUAUAUUGAAGUAUCACGCGGACGUUGUCGCUAACGCGGAAAACGCUGAGGACAUUGAAAAUGCGUUCGAGAUGGUAGCAGAAAUGAGCGAGGUGGUGAAAACUGGUUUGUGGGUCGGUGAUUGUUUCAUCUACACAAACAGUGUCAAUCGUGUUAAUUAUUUUGUCGGUGGCGAAGUGGUCACUGUUUCUCAUCUGGAUAGACCGAUGUACUUGCUAGGUUAUGUACCGAGAGAUAACAGAUUAUAUCUUUGCGACAAGGAACUGUCUGUCGUCUCGUACUCUUUGCUACUAUCGGUGCUAGAGUAUCAGACCGCAGUUAUGCGUAAAGAUUUUGAAACUGCCAAUAGAGUAUUACCAACUGUUCCAAAGGAGCAUCGAACGCGAGUAGCUCACUUCUUAGAGAAGCAGGGAUUCAAAGAACAAGCUCUAGCGGUGUCGACAGAUCCCGAGCACAGAUUCGAGCUAGCGCUCGCAUUAGGAAAUCUCGCGACCGCGCACACUCUCGCCAAGGAGGCGAACAGCCAGCAAAAGUGGCGACAAUUGGCGUCCCUCGCCACGCAGAAGGGAAAACUCUGUUUAGCUCAGGAAUGCCUGCAUCAAGCGCAAGAUUUUGGUGGCCUGUUGUUACUAGCCACCAGCACGGGUAACGCGGAUAUGAUACAGAAACUUGGCGCAGUGGCGGAUGAGACGGGAAAGAACAAUAUCUCAUUCUUGUCGAACUUUAUAUUGGGCGACGUGGACAAGUGUCUCGACAUUUUGAUCAAGACAGACAGAAUUCCCGAGGCUGCGUUUUUUGCCAGGACGUACGCGCCCAGUAAAAUAUCCUCUAUCAUCAAAUUGUGGAAGGAGAAGCUCUCGGCAGUGAGCGAGAAAGCCGGACAGAGUUUAGCAGAUCCCGAACAGUACGAGAAUCUCUUUCCUGAAUAUAGAAAAGCCCUAAAGGCGGAAAAAUUCUUGCGAGAGGAAAACAAAAGAAAGAUUCCAGCUUCUGCAUUUCCUACCGUCACGCCUAAUAUUCAACGGAAACCCUUGGAGGAAAUAGAGGCCGCCGAGGAGUCAGGCGCUUUCCAAUACAAGGGCAUGAGCAGUUCUUCCGAGGUCGACGAGAUUUCGACUAAAAUGAUGAUGGACAGAUUGCAAGAUCUUUCGAUGUCAGAUGUAAAAGAUAUUUCCCUAAGUAAAGCAACUGCGUCCACUGUGAAGCAAGAAGUACCUGAGAAAGCAACGACGAAGCCCACAAGUAGUUCCAGGCCUCUCACAGUGGACGACGACGAUCUAGACAUCGAUCUAGAAAUUGAUGAAAAUAUCGAUACUACAGGUGUCAAUCUCGAUGACGAUCUUCUCGAGGAAGAUUAACCAUUGAAAUGGCAGAAUGAAUGGUAUAUACUUUCCCAUUGUAUUUUCAUUCUCCUUCUGUCGUCAGUCAUUCCCUGCAAGAAAGGUUUCCCGCAAGAAAAUGAUAAGAGGUAUAGAAUCGAGUAUUAAAAUUAUAUAAAACUUAUCCCUGUGCGCAAGUAUGUUUAUAUCGCUGCAUGAAUUAAGAAGGAUAAUGCAGCACAUAUUCGCUGCUUGAAUUCGGCGAGUAAAAGUUAAAUAUAUUGUUGAUAUAACGAAAAGUAUAAUAUGUGCUCCUACGUCGCACUCUUUCAUCUCCAUUGUAUUGCGAACGUUUCCAUUUCCUUGUUCCUAAACGCAAACAGUAAACAGUAAAAACAUUUAAUCUCCGCUUUAUCAAAAUGCAUAGUACAUACAACAUAUUUCUAAAAAUGAGUAGAUAAAAAAGAUAGAGAUAUUUCUAAAAUUUGAAAUCGAUCUUUAUUUCUUAAUAGUAAGCUUCUGUUACAAGUCUAAAUUUCCAGAUUUUUUCCCCUAAUUAAGUUUCAAAAGUACAAGUAAGCAAUGCAAUAUUACUUCUAGUUCAAUUUAAAACGAACAGAAUUUUAAUUUAAACUUUAGGUAAAUAAGACAUGAUUAUGCUUUGAGAAGCCAUAAACGUGGACGAUGAAUAUCUUAAUUCGCGCUAAAGAAACAAAUUUGACAAGAAACAAGCACUGUGCAUUUUCAACUUUGGAGUGACCAACUCUCCGGGGCCACUCGGUAUAUCAGCUGCGCGUAUUUGUCACGUUGCAUUUCCCUCCGGAUUUUCGGGCCGGUCUGGGAGUGCGUGCGUAAAAGCCAGAGUCGAAUCGAUACACUCGUACGUGUCACAAGGUGCCGGGGGGAAAAACAAAGAGGCGCAGUUAGCACGAGCCGUACGUGCCCGGCCGUGCACUCACGAAAGAGGGAACAGGCGUGCGUGUUGAGGCAAAAUAUACUCGUUAUUAAUGCCAACAGGAAAAGGAGGUGCGAAGAGUUAAACUUAUCUGAGUAACCGAGAAAAUAGCGCAAAUUGCUACCAUUUUUUUUAUAUAUAUCAUUUUUUUAUUUGCGUAAUGUUUCAGACACUUGUAUAUUUGGCGGCUUAGUAAGUACCAUAUUCGAAUGUGUAAAAUACAAAAAUAUACAAUAAUGUAGCAUAAUGAUAAUUAUUUUAAAAUAUUGUUAAAAUAUUAACAUUAUAAUUAAUUAAAAUAUUAAUUACUAAAUAUAAAAUACA
This is a messenger RNA of Solenopsis invicta (red fire ant), 4247 nucleotides long. RefSeq names its product coatomer subunit beta' (gene beta'COP). Gene Ontology annotation, biological process: endoplasmic reticulum to Golgi vesicle-mediated transport; intracellular protein transport; intra-Golgi vesicle-mediated transport. Bases 194 to 3007 code for a protein of 937 amino acids. The record is from RefSeq and is a predicted model, not a curated record. Lineage: Eukaryota; Metazoa; Arthropoda; Insecta; Hymenoptera; Formicidae. The transcript is spliced from 8 exons. Gene Ontology annotation, cellular component: COPI vesicle coat. Gene Ontology annotation, molecular function: protein binding; structural molecule activity.